Messenger RNA from Linepithema humile (Argentine ant), 775 nucleotides. Its product is annotated as ejaculatory bulb-specific protein 3-like. Lineage: Eukaryota; Metazoa; Arthropoda; Insecta; Hymenoptera; Formicidae. The record is from RefSeq and is a predicted model, not a curated record.
AAAGCUCAGUACGCUCGUAUAACGCUAAUUUGUGACAUCCGUGUGUAAGAACAUUGGAUUUAAUUUGGCCACAUAUACUGUGGCCAAUACAAGUUAAAUAGUCUAAAUUUCAAACUUUAGAAUAUGGAUUACUACAAAAAGGAUCAUAAGAGAAUGAGACUCACACUUGUAUUAUUGCUGAGUUUCUUAGCAUCUGGACUCGCUACAGGAAUGGAAUCUUAUCCGGAUACAUAUGAAAACGUGAAUUUGGAUGUGAUUCUUAAUAACGAACGUCUUUUCAAUCAAUAUAUGGAUUGCGUUCUUGAUAAAGCCCCUUGUACUGCAGAUGGACAUUAUCUCAAACAUAUACUACCAGAAGCCGUAGCUACAACUUGUGAAAAGUGCAACGUGAAGCAGAGACAAAUGGCAAGAAAAAUAGGCAAUUACUUGAAAAACAGUAAACCGAAAACCUGGGCAGCAUUUCUUGAAAAAUACGAUCCUAAUAAAAAGUAUAUUGCAACUUUUGAACAAUUUCUGGUACAAAUAGAAAAAUAAUUUAACUUUUUUAAAAAUAUAUUUGUAUUAUUAUGUAUAUAUGAUUUACUUGUUUUAUUAAUAGAUCAAUAUCAUGUUUAUUUGCGCGAACAAAUAAAGUCUCUGCGUAAUAAAAUCGCAAGCGGCCACAUGUUCAUUAAUUUUAUAAAAUUUAUUAUAUAUAUAUUAUUGCAAAAGAAUGAAAAAUUAAAUUUAGCCAAAUGACAUCAUUAUAAUCAUAAUCGUGUCGACAUUCUUGAUA